Molecule: messenger RNA, 691 nt
Organism: Prunus avium (sweet cherry)
Lineage: Eukaryota; Viridiplantae; Streptophyta; Magnoliopsida; Rosales; Rosaceae
Product: Hypoxia-responsive family protein
Biological process (GO): mitochondrial respiratory chain complex IV assembly
Cellular component (GO): respiratory chain complex
Source: RefSeq, a predicted model, not a curated record
GUGCCCACCGUAUUCGCAGUUUACGAGUUCGGUUUUCCUUCUGCCUCUCUAUAAUAGAAGUCACAAAGCCCCAACCAAAGCCACAAGCCCUUUUCUUUUCAAUUUUUCUCUCUGAAAACACCAUCUCUCUCAAUAAUGUCGGAACCUAAGAGCACCGUCGAUUCCAUCAGGGAAUGGGUUGUCGAGCAUAAGCUUCGAGCUGUCGGGUGUCUAUGGCUCAGUGGAUUAGCGGGUUCAAUAGCAUACAACUGGUCUCAGCCCAACAUGAAGACCAGUGUUAGGAUCAUUCACGCCAGGUUGCAUGCACAAGGUCUGACGCUGGCUGCAUUAGCCGGUGCGGCAGUGGUUGAAUACUAUGAGCACAAGUCUGGAGCAAAGGCUGAUAAAUAUGCCAAGUACUUCAACAUUGAGAACUUCUCACACAAGGAUUAAGUAAACUUCCCAUAUAACAUGGCAUGGUGGAAGUUUUGCUAGGAAUCUAAAAUAUUUGAAGGAGGAUAAUAAAGAUGCAUUUUCUGAACAGCCUUUCUUCAACCAUUACUGCAUUUGUUUGUAUUGGAUAGUUUAGUUUUGUAUAACUUUGAUGAUGAUAAUCAGGUCUUGGGAAUUCCCUGCUAUUGGUUUACAAGUAAGCUGUCAUUUUUGCCUGCAAAAUAAACGCGUAUCUGGUGUAAAUUAAAUCAGUUUUUCA